This is a messenger RNA of Tribolium madens (black flour beetle), 1834 nucleotides long. RefSeq names its product PDF receptor-like. The record is from RefSeq and is a predicted model, not a curated record. Gene Ontology annotation, biological process: cell surface receptor signaling pathway; adenylate cyclase-modulating G protein-coupled receptor signaling pathway. The coding region runs from base 111 to 1550 and encodes 479 amino acids. Gene Ontology annotation, molecular function: G protein-coupled peptide receptor activity. Gene Ontology annotation, cellular component: plasma membrane. The transcript has 14 exons. NCBI's taxonomy places the organism in Eukaryota, Metazoa, Arthropoda, Insecta, Coleoptera, Tenebrionidae.
AAGAAAGACGUGAAUUUUGUUCCUUCCAAUCAAGAGCCAAAAGACAAUAAGUUGAAAAAUAAAAAUUUACUUGCGAGGUGACCUAAAUUAACACUAUCGGUUCAACAGUCAUGACCAACUUCACUUGUUUAGAAACGAGCAGUGCAUUACUACAUAACGAAUCCUGGUGUCCUGUAAUUUUUGACAACUUUUUAUGCUGGCCAGCCACACCUCCAGGACAAAAUGUGACUCUGCCUUGUCCUGAAAGAAAAGGCGUUAUUACAGGAGCUAAAGCAUACCGGCGUUGUCGUGAUGACGGCAGAUGGGAAACAAAAUGGGACGAAAAAGAUAAAGAAAAAGGAUUUACUAAUUACGAUAAUUGUUUAUUGCCUCAACUUCUCGACAUAAUAAAAAUGUGCGAAGAGAUAAAAGAAUGUCCACAGAUCACAAGAACAACGAGAAAUAUCGAAAUGGUGGGACUGUCAUUCUCUUUAAUUUCGCUGAUUAUAUCACUUAUCAUAUUUUUUCAAUACAGAGUCCUUAAAAACAACAGGACAAAAAUCCACAAGAAUCUAUUCAUUGCCACCCUUUUGCAGGUGGUUUUUCGACUUAUUAAGUACGUCGAUCAAGAGCUCAAAGCAGGGGAUAGGAUUAUCGAAAAUACGCCCAUUCUUGACGAAGCCUGCAUAACCUUGCUAGAAUACACCAAAACGGCAAUGUUCAUGUGGAUGUUCAUCGAAGGUCUUUAUCUUCACAACGUGAUAACCGUCACAGUUUUUCAAGAAUAUUCCUACAUAAAAAUAUACUUUUAUGUAGGAUGGUCAGCACCUGCAAUUAUCACUGCUGUUUGGGUUUGGACGAUGAAGAUGGUCAGAAGUAAUUGGGGGUUUUAUUAUUUUUUACCCUACUAUUGGAUUUUAGAAGGACCACGCUCAACCAUUAUUGUGGUUAACCUUCUAUUUUUGAUUAACAUCAUCCGCGUUUUAAUAGUAAAACUGAGGGAAAGUCACACAAGUGAAAUAGAACAAGUGAGAAAAGCUGUCCGAGCUGCUAUAUUCCUGUUGCCAUUAAUGGGAAUCGCCAAUAUUUUAUUCUGGAUGGGAUAUCGAUUUACUCAAGCAUGGCAGCUGGCUUUAUGGUCGUACACCAGUUACUUUCUCAACACUUUUCAAGGAUUUUUCGUGGCCAUAUUAUAUUGCUUCUUAAAUGGAGAAGUCCAAACCGCUGUAAAGAACAGUUUCUAUUUACACAUGUCUUUGAGAAACCACGACUAUACUCCUUGCAGGAACUUAACGUUGAUAUCGACAGCUCCCGACCCAGACCAGCACAUUGAAAAAGAGAGCACAAACUGGAUCCGCCACUGCUUAAAACAGAGCAAAAAAUCCCCCGAAGAAAAAGAAAUCAGCGUUUGUGAUAUGAAUGAUCGUCGCAAUUCCGCCAUUGUUACUGCUUUAACGAUGGUGGAAACGAAGCCACUUACAAGAGAAGCAGUCAAUACAUUGCCAAAGUUAUCCAACGACGAAACAGAUACGACGAUAAUAGACGACAAAAGCUCAGAGACAAAAGUGUGACAAAAAAGUGGAAGAUGUUUGGAGCAAAAUAGUGAAAACAGUUCUUGGUCAAGCCGUUUUUGAAGCUAAAUGAAGAGAAAACAGUGUCCAGAAGUGGAGACUACAAUUCUUUAAUAUUGUUUGUUACUUAACAAAAUAUUGUUGUUUUUCGAAAAAAUACGAGGACUCUACUUCACAUUAAAAUAUUCUUGACUAUAUUGUUGUACGCCAAACUGUAAAUAAGUAUUUAAACUCUGUAAUUGAUAUGUCUGUAAAAAGAUGUUAAUAUAUGUUAUAUUUUUCAA